CAAGCCCGGCGUCUCUCCAACUUUUCCCGUUCCAGCCCGACUUCAGCGGGCGAAGGCUGACGAGAGGAGGCUUCUUCUGGGCCGCUCAGGCGACCUAAGGCGGCGUUCUUGGCGAGAGGCGUCGCUCGCCCUCACCCCCCGCCGGAGCCCGGCCCUCCAGAAACCAGCUGACAGCGGGAAACCCCGGCAGGAGGGCCGGGCGGGGCUCAGCAAGGCCGGGGAAGUCUGGCCUCAAGGAUGGCAGAGCGGUUUGGGGGCAAAUGAGCCGGAUUGCCAAUUCCGUCAUCCUAAGCUAGAAAGAUCCUCCAUGGAUGGCGAAGGCUAUCCCGCGUGCUUAGAUGGGAUAGACUAUGACGAUUUUCAGUUUGGCGCUCAUUUGAUUGAGCAGAAAGAACUGUUCAUGGAGACAGUUGAAGGCCCAUUUCUCACUAUAAUCGAACAGCCAAAACAGCGAGGUUUCCGGUUCCGUUAUGGCUGUGAAGGGCCUUCGCAUGGUGGGCUACCUGGAGCAUCUAGUGAGAAGGGACACAAGACUUAUCCCACUGUCAAGAUCUCUAAUUACACUGGACUGGCUAGGAUAGAGGUGGACUUGGUGACACACACUGAUCCUCCCCAAGUGCACGCUCAUAGUCUUGUGGGAAAACAGUGUAAUGAAGCUGGCAACUGCAUUGUGAUGGUGGGCCCAAAGGACAUGACUGCCCAAUUUAAUAACCUAGGCGUGCUCCAUGUGACUAAGAAAAACAUGAUGGAAGUCAUCAAGGACAAACUGCAGAAGCAGAAGAUGCGAAACAGAGCACAGCCUCUGACAGCAGAAUCUGAACAAGAAUUGAUUGACCAAGAAGCAAAAGAGUUGAAGAAGACAAUGGAUCUCAGCAUUGUUCGUUUACGCUUCAAUGCCUACCUUCGCGAUAGUAGUGGAAACUUCACUUUAGCAUUAAAUUCUGUUAUUUCUGACCCCAUUCAUGAUAGCAAAUCUCCUGGAGCUUCCAAUUUAAAAAUAUCUCGAAUGGAUAAGACGGCAGGCUCGGUGCGAGGUGGAGAUGAAGUAUAUUUGCUGUGUGAUAAAGUCCAGAAAGAUGAUAUUGAGGUGCGUUUUUAUGAAGAUGAUGAGAAUGGUUGGCAGGCCUUUGGAGAUUUCUCCCCCACCGAUGUGCAUAAACAGUACGCCAUUGUGUUCCGUACUCCGCCUUAUCACAAGACAAAAAUAGAUCGUCCAGUCACUGUGUUCCUUCAGUUGAAGCGCAAGCGAGGGGGUGACGUGAGUGACUCCAAGCAGUUUACAUACUACCCAGUGGUAGAAGAUAAGGAAGAAGUGGAAAGGAAGCGUAAGAAGAUCUUACCUCAGUUCCCCCAGCACUUUGGUGGCGGUGCGCCUAUGGGAGGCGCUGGUGGUGGAGGUGGUGGAUUUGGUUCUAGUGGAGCUGGGAGUCCCUGGCAUUCUUCAGGAUAUAGUCCAUAUAACAACAGCAUCUACCUAUCUGGAUCGCAUCCUAUAGGCAACUAUCAAGGUGGAAGAGGUAUCCAGAUGCCCAGAACUGCUAGACUGAAAGAUAGUGAACAUCAUCCUUCAGAAGACGACAGUGAUUAUAUUGAACUGCUGCAGCAUGCUCAGGAAUGUAGUUCCUGGAUGCUCAUGGUAGCUCGGCGCAGUGCCCAGGCACUUUUGGAUUACGCAGUUACUGCUGACCCACGUAUGUUGUUGGCUGUCCAAAGACAUUUGGCUGCUUCUCAGGAUGAAAAUGGAGAUUCGCCUUUGCACUUAGCUAUUAUUCAUGAGCAGACUGCUGUGAUUAUGCAACUGGUCCAGGUGGCUGUAAGCAUUCCUAAUCAACAGAUCAUCAACAUCACAAAUCACUUACAGCAGACACCGUUACAUCUGGCUGUGAUCACCCAUCAGCCCAGGGUGGCUGCUUUCUUACUUCAGGCUGGAGCAGAUCCCACUUUACUGGAUCGAUACGGCAACUCAGUCGUGCAUUUGGCUGUACAGUUGGAUGAUGAAGUGAUGCUGAAGAUUCUUCUCUGUCAUUUGGACCCCCAGAUUCUCCCACUUCUUGAGAUACCUAACUAUCUUGGUCUUUUUCCUGUGCAUCUUGCUGUGAAGUACGCAAGACCAGCCUGUCUUGAGUUGCUAGUUGAGAAAGGAGCGAAUGUGAAUGCCGCAGAACGGCAGAGUGGACGGACACCUUUACAUCUAGCUAUUGAAAUGGAUAAUCUUAACAUGACUGCAUGUUUGAUGAAGAAGCUGGGAGCUGAUGUAAAUGCUCGGACAUCUGCUGGGAAUACACCCCUUCAUUUGGCAGCAGCGUUGGGUUCUCCAAUUCUUACAAGGAUGCUAAUCAGUGCAGGGGCAGAUGUUUUAUGCGAAAACGACGAGCCCGUUUCAGACCCCUCAUCUCCACCCAACAGUGACAUUGAGAUGGAGGAAGAGGAAUGGGUCACAGAACUGGGAGGGACUUACGAUGACUUGACUGAGCAAGGCCUGGAUUAUAUUUCUGUGUUGGAGAGUGAGCAGUCCAAAAUGAAUCGGGGUCGGGGACACACCCCAUUUGAUUUGGCUGGUAGCCAGAAGGUGAGAGAAAUACUACUACAAGCUUCAAAACAGGAUGCUGGAAAGAAGCAGGGUACAUCUAAGCAAGGGAGCAUCUUACUUUUGAAUAACGAUGUUCUUCAGAGACUAGAGAAGCUCUUAAACCAGGGCUGCCAAGGGGAAAACUGGACAGAACUGGCCAAGAAAUUAGGUCUCGGCAGCUUAGUGGAGAUGUACAAAGACACGAUUUCCCCCAGCCGAAAACUCCUGCUCAGCUACGAGAUUGCUGGCGGCAGUCUCGAAGGUCUGUUGGAAGCCCUUGGCUCAAUGGGACUGACCGAAGGCGUGAGGUUAUUACAGAGAUUAGAGACGUUUGACAAGCUGCAAAGUGCAGAGCUGAAGGAAGACAGCGCUUACGGUAGUCAAUCAGUGGAAGCGGAACCAGCAGCUUUAUCUGGGAAACUGCAACCUGCCCCAUUGCUGGAGCCGCCUUCUCCCUUGCCUCACAGCCAGCCGGAGCAAGUGCACUGACCCUAGAUGAACCUCAGGAGAAAACAAGUAUUCAUUUCUUAUUAUGCAUGGGCCUCUCCAGGGUCCAGGAUGCUGUCAUCAAUGGGAAUCGCUAUACAGUCUGGGUCGUUCCCAUUUUUUCUUAGCCAGUCUGUGGCCUAUGUUAGCCAGAGCUCCGUAAAUGUGGAGAAAUCUGGUUGCGUAGUCCAAUACCUUUUAUCAAGCUCUGAUCCAGGCCUGCUUACAUUCUAGAACAGUGGUUCUCAACCUUUCUAAUGCCACGACCCCAUAAUACAGUUCCCCAUGUCGUGGUGACCCCCAACCACUUAUACAUUACCGGGUGCCAGGGGCGUGGCCAAAGAAAAGGGAAAAAAUGGCGGACAGCCUUGUUUGGCGACCCCCGUGAAAUGGUCGUUUGACCCCAAAUGGGGUCCCGACCCACAGGUUGAGAACCACUGUUCUAGAAUGUUUUAACUAUGGUUCCGCUCACCAUGUAGUGAGGGUUGGUUUUACAAUCAAAGCAGCCUGUGGGGCAAAACUGGAUUUCAGUGACCCACGCAGAUUAUUAUGAAUUAGUUUAACCGUUCUCUUGACUACACUUUUAAUAACUAUCAGCACGCGCCAUUUGUUCAUGAGAAUGCUUUUAUCAGUAAUCAGUUUCCAUACCCGCUGCCCAGUUUUUUGGUCCCAGAUAACUGCUUCCUUUUAUAUUCCUUAUUCAAAGAAGUCUUCUGUUGCAGAAUACAUUCAAUGAGGGAAUAACUUAGUUUGUUUGUUGAUGAUUCAGGCUGCCCUGAGUUGUGUGCCAAGUAGGUGACUAUAUAAAUUGAUUACAUAAAAUAAAUGUGUUUUUAUAGCAUUCCAAUGAUGCUAAUUCCCUCAGUAAGAAUAAACUAACUAUCCUUGCUAAUAGAAGCUCAGAGUUUGAAAUGACUUAUUUUUAAUUUUAAAUCUCUUCUGGUACAGUAUAUGAAUCUCCUUUGUUCAGAAAAUUAUAAAUUUCAUGACCAGGAAAAAGUGCAAAAUGGCUUAAAAAUCUCUUUAUUUUGUUGCUCAAUGAAGUUUUCUUUAGCAGUGUUUUGAUCUGGGAAAGGAAAAGGUACAGAGAGCAAAACGUUGCAGCAAUAACAACAUUGUGCCAGAAUGAAAUGUUUUAACAUUUAAAAAGUUUCUCAAGUCAAAAGUAUGGUUGUGUAUUGGCUUUAUGAUGUAGAGCUGAAAAAAUUCCGCCUUUAAAAUGUGGCUGAAAUGAACAUAAGAUUGUAGGAUAGUGAAGGUGAAUGCCAGUUUCUUGUGUUAAUAACAUUGUGUAUGACUAAAAGUAAUUAACAUGUAAAGUCAGAUUACUUUUGUAAAGAUGUAUGGCAAUAAUUGUUCAUUACUUUGCAUGCAGAAUCAGAGAUUUCCUGUGCUGAAUAAAAAUUUUCUACCUCUCUU
This is a messenger RNA of Crotalus tigris (Tiger rattlesnake), 4474 nucleotides long. It is a transcript of the gene NFKB2, whose product is annotated as nuclear factor kappa B subunit 2. Lineage: Eukaryota; Metazoa; Chordata; Lepidosauria; Squamata; Viperidae. Gene Ontology annotation, molecular function: DNA-binding transcription factor activity, RNA polymerase II-specific; protein binding; RNA polymerase II cis-regulatory region sequence-specific DNA binding. The transcript is spliced from 23 exons. Gene Ontology annotation, cellular component: cytoplasm. The coding region runs from base 308 to 3058 and encodes 916 amino acids. The record is from RefSeq and is a predicted model, not a curated record. Gene Ontology annotation, biological process: cellular response to stress; canonical NF-kappaB signal transduction; inflammatory response.